Molecule: messenger RNA, 1787 nt
Organism: Passer domesticus (house sparrow)
Lineage: Eukaryota; Metazoa; Chordata; Aves; Passeriformes; Passeridae
Exons: 8
Coding region: 1-903 (300 amino acids)
Cellular component (GO): nucleus
Source: RefSeq, a predicted model, not a curated record
AUGAGAAGUGACUUUGAUGUCAGUGAAGGAGACGCAAUCUGGCUGCAGGCUUGUGGCACUCGACUGCCUGCGUUCCAGUCAGCGAGCUCAUCCCCUCUGCAGGCACAAGCCAGAUCCCAAAGCGCUGAGCAUCAGCUUCUCAGGGGCGGCGGCGAGGCGCUGCUGCGGCGCUGCGCUCAGCUGUUCCCGGUGCCUUCGCCCCGCUCCUGCCGCCUGCGUGUGGCAGCGGCAGCCGCUCCGCCUGCGCUCCGUGCCGCGCCGCGGGGAGCCGGGAGCGGGCCGGGAGGCACGGCGGGAGGAGCGCCCGGAGCGGGGGGACUGCGAGGGGAACCCGGCGGCCGGGAACCGGGAGCGUGCGAGACCCCGGCGCACUUGGGCGGCACCACCGCGUUCGGGGAUAACGUGGAGGAUGAGUGGUUCAUCGUGUACCUGCUCCGGGAGAUCACCAGGGAGUUCCCGGGGCUGGCAGCCAGUAUUGAUGACAACGAUGGAGAGUUUCUCUUGAAAGAAGCAGUUGAUUUUCUCCCAAAGUGGCUGAAUCCUGAGAACAGUGAAAACAGGACCCGUGAACGGCAAACCCGGCGCAAGGAACUCGCAGAACCCCCCGUGCCCCUCAGCCCCGGGCUGGGGCAGCACCGACCGCGGGUCCCACCUGGGCCGGAGCCGCCGCCGCUCCCGCUCCGCUCCCGGCCGCACCCAGCGGGUCGGGCUGCAGCCGAUGUCGCUCCGGAGGAUUCCGGCCGUGCGGACACAGCGCGCAGGGAAGCAGCGAGGGGCGGAGCGGCGAGGAGGCGGCGGGGGAGCCUGGCUGGGAGCGACUGCUCCGAGAGCGCGUUGUCAGGGAGGCCAGCGGUGCCGGUGGGGCCUGGCCGGUGUCCAAGGCACUCAGGAUGUUUGGAAUAAGGAUGUUUGUCACAGCUGUAUUUGUUUUACAGAAAAGAGUGUUACAACAUUACCUGUGGUCAGCACAUCUCCGAAGCUCCUUUUAUUUAAUAAGAAAAGAACUGUCAAUAAACCCAGGGAAAGUGAUAGGACAGUGCCUCCAGACUUACAUCCCUCUGUUGAUGCUGAAUGUUAUAACCAGACAAGUUUAGAAACUUGCCAUGGAAAUGGCCGAGCCUGUUGGGUGGGAGUUGAUCCUGGAUUAGGGCAAUGGACGCCUCCAGCCCAGACUGCCCCACAGAGGGAGAAUUCCUUUGUUUCCUGAAAAGAGAGGAGCGGGGAAAUUCAGAACAAAACCAGCAAGAUCAGAAUUACAAGCAUCUGUUGAGCGAACCAUCAGAGGUAUUGGGGCAGUUUCCAUGAAGACCAACCAGUAGAGUGAAACAAGAAAUAGAGGGCAAGCCCAGGCUGGCCCCUGUGUUCAUCACCGAGGAGAUUCCAUAGCCCUGCUGCAGGCAGCAAGCCCACAGGCAUGGUAAGGUGGGGGAAGAAAGCCACCCCAGACCUCUGUCAUUCCUCAGCUGUCUUUUAAUGCAGCAGGAACCAGAAGGCAAGACUGAGUUGGCCUCUGUACUCCCCACUAAGAUCCACCUGCCAUGAGUAGCAAUCCCAUAAGAACGAUAGAUGGGGUAAAAAAGCCAUACCAGACCUCAGUGAUCUCAUUUUGUCCAUUCCAAAUAAGUUUGUACUAAGUAAACCUGAGAUUUUUUUCCUUCUCUUCCCACUGUCCUCACCCUCAUCAACAUAUACUAGUAUGAUUAAUUUAAAAUUUUUUUUGAGAAGUAAGGAGAGAUUAUCAGAAUUUAAAAUGACAAUUCUUCAAACCAAAUGACUCAUAGAAAAAG